Pipra filicauda (Wire-tailed manakin) is the source of this 2639-nucleotide messenger RNA. RefSeq names its product Krueppel-like factor 5. Gene Ontology annotation, biological process: regulation of transcription by RNA polymerase II. The coding region runs from base 1 to 1356 and encodes 451 amino acids. NCBI's taxonomy places the organism in Eukaryota, Metazoa, Chordata, Aves, Passeriformes, Pipridae. The record is from RefSeq and is a predicted model, not a curated record. Gene Ontology annotation, molecular function: DNA-binding transcription factor activity, RNA polymerase II-specific; RNA polymerase II cis-regulatory region sequence-specific DNA binding. The transcript has 5 exons.
AUGAGCAGCGGGCUGGUGCUGCGCACCCCGCUGCCCGAGGACCCCGCGGUGUUCACGCAGCUCAAACCCGUCACCAUGUCGGGGGAGCCCGGCGAGGACACCCCCGUCUUCGAGGACAUCAAACCCCCCUCCCGGCCCCUGGAGAACCCGCCCGACCUGGCCCAGCUGCACCCCAUGAGGAUGGACCAGCGGAUGCCACCACUCAUUCUGGAGGCACGCUCUGAGAUGGACAAGUACCUUUCCAGCGAGGUGCCCCCCAUCCCGAUGCUGCCGGACAAGAAGUACCGUCGGGAGAGCGCCUCGGUGGUGGACGAGUUCUUCUCCACGGAGAAGCCCAGCUCCACCCCCUACAGCGUCAACAUCAACGUCAUCCUGCCGGACACGACCCACCUGCGCACGGGGCUCUACCGGCCCCCCAAACCCAUGGCACCCUUCCCACAGAUCAAAACCGAGCCCGGCACCGGCUUCGCCCAGCCCUGCUCGUCGGCGCCCGGCCCCACGCAGACCCUGCCCGACUUCACCAGCGUGUUCAGCAUGCCCCAGUCGGUGGCGGUCAACAACAUCUUCAUCAAGCAGGAGAUGCCCUCGGAGGUCCCCUUGUCUGCCCCCCCCCAGCCGUCCCAGCUCUACCAGCUGCCCCUGGGCGGCGGCAGCGCCGACGUCCCCGCCCUGACGUCCUCGGGCAGCACCACCACGGCCGUCAGCUGCCUCGGGGGGGUCACCAUGGCCACGGGCAGCACCAUGGCCAGCGUGGGCCACAGGCCCGUCCCGCCGGCGGGGCCGCUGAAGCAGUACCCACACGUGUCCCAGGGACAGGGCAGCUUCAACAUCUCCGGGCAGUUCUACCCUGCCCCGGGGGUCACCCUGCCCCCCUCGCCCCCCAACUCGCAGCCGGGCAGCCCAGAGAACCAGCCCGAGCUCAUCAACACCAUCUCCCCCCCGCCGUCCUACGAGGCCACUUUUGGACUGAAACUGGUCCAGUCAUCCCAGGUGCCCCCGGUCCCCAAUGGCGUCGGGACCCUCUCCCAGGGGCACAUUGUCAUGCAGCCCCCCAAGUACAACCGACGCAACAACCCUGAGCUGGAGAAGAGGAGGAUCCACCACUGUGACUACCCAGGUUGCUCCAAAGUUUAUACCAAGAGCUCCCACCUGAAGGCACAUCAGAGGACUCACACAGGUGAGAAGCCCUACAAGUGCACCUGGGAGGGCUGUGACUGGCGCUUCGCCCGCUCCGACGAGCUCACCCGGCACUAUCGGAAGCACACGGGGGCCAAGCCCUUCAAGUGCCUCGCCUGCGGCCGCUGCUUCUCCCGCUCCGACCACCUGGCCCUGCACAUGAAGAGGCACCAGAACUAGGAGUUGCCUCCUUCCCACACUUCUCCAAGAGCAGCUGGAACUCUUUCCUCCUCCGAGGGGCCUCCCCUCGUGCUGUACAUAGGAACAAACCCACGCUGUGAUCAACUGGCAGGGCAGGGAUGGCGGGUGAACCCCCUGCCAGGCCUGUCCCCGACUCUUUCUGGUUUUAAAAGAAAUUAAAACCCCAACUGGCUCGUUUACAAUGAGUUCUAAUUACAGACUGAUCUCCUGACGAGGCUCCCGGUGCCACUGGGCUGACAGACCUUGGAUUCCAAAGGGCUUUCUUCCGGCAAACCUGCUAUUUAUUUGUCACUCAGGAGCAACUGUCCUUCCUGCCUCAAGUUCUUGGGGAUGGUUUUUUUACCCCUUCCAGGGUGGUGCCUUUGGUGAGGCCCAGGAGGGAUGUGACGGGUCAGCAGCUUGGACCCUCUUGGACUGCCCCAUGGCAUGGCCAUGGAUGUGACACCUUCUGCCAUGGUGUGACCAUGGAUGUGACACCUCGCCCCAUGGUGUGACCAUGGAUGUGGCACCUUGUCCCAUGAAGUGACCGUGGAUGGGACACCUUGUCCCAUGGUGUGACCCCCUUGUCUCAUGGUGUGACCAUGGAUGUGGCACCUUGUCCCAUGAAGUGACCGUGGAUGGGACACCUUGCCCCUUGGCAUGGCCAUGGAUGUGACACUUUGCCCCAUGGUGUGACACCUUGCCCCUUGGCAUGGCCAUGGAUGUGACACUUUGCCCCAUGGUGUGACCAUGAAGGUGGCACCUCUGUUGUGUGAGAACAGGAGCACAUGCCCAGGGCUGUUUGAGUUGACAAUCCCAGUCUCUGUGGGGGCAUAAGAGGAGAAGACCUAUGACAUACUCACCUGACGUGCCUUCAAGCAAGGGACAGCACAAAAGCAGGUGACAGAAGCCCCACCUGUGUCCUGUUGAGCCCAGCUGUGGUUUCCUGGCAGCAGCUCAGCUCAGCAAACACCUGCCCUGCCUGGCGAGGUUUUUCGGUUGUGUCCUUAGCAUUUCUGCUUCCAAGAUGAAUUUUGACUUCAGGUGUCUCUGGGAGGACCGGCAUGGGUUUGAAGCCACCCAAAAAGCCACUGAUGAAGGUCUGGUUUCCCAGAAGACACCGGUGGUGCCUUUCUCCAGAAGACGCACACAAGGACUCUGUGGUCGCCGAUCACACCAGGUCUGUGCUGUUGCCAUUUCAUCACCUUCAGAUGAGGGGAAAAAAAAUAGAAAAAAAGCAUCUUUGAAACAAAUUCCAAUAAAUCCUCCUGUUCAGAUUGUAA